UCACUGAACCAUCGAGCUUCCAUCAGUACAACAUCGAACCCGACUCAAAUUCAAGAUGACUUUCUCGUAUCUGGUCUGUUUGGCUCUUAUUGUUUCUGCAAAUGCAGCCGCUUACGGAAAGCGUCCAUCUCCAAAUAUGGGUAAUUCGAUGGAACCAAUGAUGGACAUGGGAAUCGCAGGAAACGAAAUGAACACCGCAAUUGCCAUGAACGUCGGUAAUAACAUGAACGCCGCAAAUGCCAUGAAUGCCGCAAAUGCUAUGAACGCUGGGAAUAACAUGAACGCCGUUAAUGCCAUGAACGCCGGCAUUAACAUGAACGCCGCUAAUGCCAUGAACGCCGUCAAUGCCAUGAACGCCGUAAAUGCCAUGAACGCCGGUAAUAACAUGAACACCGGAAAUAACAUGAACAUGCCAAUGAACGAUGUAUAUCCUAUUUUUAACGGCAACAAUGGUAUGAACAAUGCAAUGAACACUGGUAAUGCAAUGAACGCCGUUAAUGUCAUGAACACAGGUAACAACAUGAACGCCGCUAAUGCCAUGAACGCCGGUAAUAACAUGAACGCCGCUAAUGCAAUGAACGCCGUCAAUAUGAUGAACGCAGUUAAUGCCAUGAACGCCGGUAAUAACAUGAACGCUGCAAAUGCCAUGAACGCCGGUAAUAACAUGAACGCCGUCAAUAUGAUGAACGCAGUUAAUGCCAUGAACGCCGGUAAUAACAUGAACGCUGCAAAUGCCAUGAACGCCGGUAAUAACAUGAACACCGGAAAUAACAUGAACAUGCCAAUGAACGAUGUUUAUCCUACUACGAACGCAAAUAAUGGUAUGAACAAUGCAAUGAACUCUGGAAAUGCCAUUAACACCGGUAAUAACAUGAACGCCGCUAAUGCAAUGAAUGCCGUCAAUGUCAUGAACGCCGUUAAUGCCAUGAACGCCGGUAAUAACAUGAAUGCCGCAAAUGCCAUGAACACCGGUAAUAACAUGAACACUGCUAAUAUGAUUAACAUGCCAAUGAACGAUGUUUAUCCUGCUGUAAACGGCAACAAUGGUAUGAACAAUGCAAUGAACGCUGGUAAUGCAAUGAAUGCAGCAAUGAACGCAGUUCAUGCCAUGAACGCUGCCAAUGUCAUGAACACCGGUAAUAACAUGAACGUCGCUAAUGCCAUGAACGCAGGUAAUAACAUGAACACUGCUAAUGUGAUGAACAUGCCAAUGAACGAUGUUUAUCCUGCUGUAAACGGCAACAAUGGUAUGAACAAUGCAAUGAACACCGGAAAUGUCAAUAACGCCGGAAAUAACAUGAACGCCGCUAAUGCUAUGAACAUGCCAAUGAAUGCUGCCAAUAAUGUAAAUGUUUUAAUGAACGCCGUCAAUGCAAUGAACAACGGUAAUGGUAUGAACAUGCCAAUGAACGUCCCAAUGAACAACGCUAAUGCAAUGGACAUGAUGGUCAUGGAAAUGGUCAAUGGAAUAAACAUGAACUCCAAUAACAUGGUAAACAAUGCCAAUGCUAUGGGAAAUAACAAGGGAACUGAAAUGGUUCCAAUUAAUAUGCCAAUUGAUUUGCCCUAUCCCGAACCAGAGGUGAUGGUGCCCAACAACAACAACAACAACAACAACAACGAAGCAAUUAACGCCCCAAUAAAUAUGGCUAAUAAUAUGCCAAACAACGGUAACAACAUGAAUGUUGCUAAUGCCAUGAACAUGAUGAACGCUGAUCCCAUGAACAACAACGCCAACAACGCUAACGCCAUGAACAUGGCUAAUGUUAUGGAGAUGAUGAACGCUGUUCCCAUCAACAACAAAGCCAACAACGCUAACGCUAUGAACAUGGCUAAUGUUAUGGAGAUGAUGAACGCUGCCCCCACGAACAAUAACGCCAACAAUGCUAACGCCAUGAACAUGGCUAAUGUUAUGGAGAUGAUGAACGCUGCACCCAUGAACAACAACGCCAACAACGCUAACGCCAUGAACAUGGCUAAUGUGAUGAACAUGAUGAACGCUGCCCCUAUGAACAGCAAUGCCAACAACGCUAACACCAUGAACAAGGGCAAUAAUGUCAUGAUGCCCAAAAAAUAUUAAAACGGUUACCUAAAACAGAUCAGGAAACGAUUUUGUACCAGACAGAAGGUGUUUAUUUUCUUCCUUCGUUUUCCAUGUGGAGCUGUGUGAAAAUCGUCAACGAUUCAGGACCUGUAACAUAGAAAUGAAAAUAAAAUUCAAAUCAUUA
Magallana angulata is the source of this 2228-nucleotide messenger RNA. Its product is annotated as homeobox-like protein HDP1. The record is from RefSeq and is a predicted model, not a curated record. Bases 56 to 2080 code for a protein of 674 amino acids. The transcript has 4 exons. Lineage: Eukaryota; Metazoa; Mollusca; Bivalvia; Ostreida; Ostreidae.